Molecule: messenger RNA, 669 nt
Organism: Aspergillus luchuensis
Lineage: Eukaryota; Fungi; Ascomycota; Eurotiomycetes; Eurotiales; Aspergillaceae
Product: peroxiredoxin
Exons: 5
Coding region: 1-669 (222 amino acids)
Biological process (GO): cell redox homeostasis; cellular oxidant detoxification; cellular response to oxidative stress
Cellular component (GO): mitochondrion; cytosol
Molecular function (GO): peroxiredoxin activity
Source: RefSeq, a predicted model, not a curated record
AUGGCCCAGGAACGUGCUCCUCUCCGUCUCGGCUCCGUUGCCCCCAACUUCGAGGCCGACUCCUCCAACGGCCCUAUCUCUUUCCACGACUUCAUUGGCGACAGCUGGGCUAUCCUGUUCUCCCACCCCGAUGACUUCACUCCCAUUUGCACCACUGAGCUCGGUGCUUUCGCCAAGCUCGAGCCCGAGUUCACUGCUCGUGGCGUCAAGCUCAUCGGCCUGAGCGCCAACGGUACCGAGUCCCACCACGCCUGGAUCAAGGAUAUCGAUGAGGUCAACGGCUCGAACCUCAAGUUCCCCAUCAUCUCCGACCCCGAGCGCAAGGUUGCCUACCUGUACGACAUGGUCGACUACCAGGACACCACCAACGUUGACGCCAAGGGCAUGGCUCUCACCAUCCGUUCCGUCUUCAUCAUCGACCCCAGCAAGAAGAUCCGUCUGAUCAUGUCCUACCCCGCCUCCACUGGUCGUAACACCGCUGAGGUCCUCCGUGUUGUCGACGCUCUGCAGACCACUGACAAGCACGGUGUCACCUGCCCCAUCAACUGGCUCCCUGGUGACGACGUUGUCAUCCCCCCUCCCGUCUCCACUGAGGACGCUCAGAAGAAGUUCGGUGACAUCCGCAUUGUCAAGCCUUACCUUCGCUUCACCUCCCUCAAGAAGGAGUAA